AUUGUCGACAUGGCGGCGAUCAACAAUAACAUUUUGUACGGAGUGGCAGCGAAAUAUUGUGCUCGAGUUAGUUAGAUUUUUGUCUCUGUGCGGUGCAUAUUUUUGUGCUUUUUGAGUUUUCAACAAUUCAACCAAAUUAAGCAAAAAUUUCAUUGGUUGCAAAAUAAAUAAGAUGGAUACAACUGCACCAGGUGGGAGAGGUAGUUCAGCUGGUUCAUCACGUGCAGCUCCUCGGAAGAGGCCGUCUGACAAGCCAAAAAAAAAAGCAAAGAAGCGACGAAGAACCACGUUCGGGGGUCCUGUUCGCCCUGCAGAGACCUCUUAUCAAGUCGGUGGUAGGCUUCUUGUCUUUGUGGGCGAAGACCCUGCAAUGGAUCGUCCCUACCGCCCUCCGAAGAAGAAGACUUCCAAAAAAAGGAAGUCGGUCACAAAGAAGCCUCCAUCCACCGAGAAACAAGCCUUAACUUUGACUGAGCCAGAAGAGGACUUCGGAUGGGGUCAACAUUUUCCUGAGCACCUGCUUGUCCGCACUUUUAAGAUGGUGGUCGAUCAAGAGGGGGCGGUGCCCUUCUUGUGCAGGGUCGGAAGAGUUUGUCGCCUGUGGAAUUCAGCUGCAUCCAACCCGGUGCUGUGGAAAAGCGUGUCUCUGGGUCACGUCUGUGUUGCACCGGGAAAACGUCACUCUGACCAGGUGUCAAAAAAGCAGAUGACGACUGUGAAGUGGCUGGUGGAGAACAGGUUCUCCUUGUUGCGCGAGUUCUCCUUAAAUCACUGGAUAAAGGAUGUUGACAAUGUUGUUGUGGCCGUCUCAACCGGCUGCGUUCACCUCAGGUCCCUCUGCCUCUCCUUCUGCAAAGGUCUGACCAGGCUCCUCUUCAAGACUCUCGCAGAGUCCUGUCGCCACUUAGAGAGUCUCAAUCUGAAGCACUCGGAGUUCCCCAUUCAGGAUCUGCUGAACUACCUCAGCAACCAUGGCCAGCAGCUAAAGCAGCUCAUGUUCACCAACACAAGGAAAAACUUCAAGAUUUUGCACGCGAUUUCAAAAGGCGUCUGUCCAAACCUGGAGUGGCUGGACAUUAACUCAGAGAUCGCUGACAAAGAUUUGGUGGUUCCUGUUUACAUCCAGAAGCUGCAGGCUGCUUGCCCAAACCUCAGGACCUUCAAGAUGCUGAAUGGCACACACAUCUUCAAGGGGAGCGAUGCCAAACUGGAGUCCGGCUUCCCGGAGCUGGAGGAGCUGUGUUUGGCCACAGCUUAUCUCUCCUUCACCACCGACCAGGAUCUGAUCCACACUCUGUUCGGGUCCACCAAGCUGCUGGUGCUGGACCUGCGUGGCUGCUCUGAGAUCACCGCCUUUGGUCUCUCCCACCUUCCGUGUCUGGGCCUGGAAUGUCUCUACUGGGGCCAAUACUGCACCAUGAGGAUGUCGUCCACCAUCGAAGGACUUCACUUGCUGACCAAGAAAUGGAGGAAAACUUUAAGAGAGCUGGACAUAGAAAACCUACGUUUCUCUGAGGAAGAAUUGGAGGAGGCACUGCAUCAGCUGACCCUCACCAAACGGCUGCAGUCCCUCAACCUCAGCGGGACCAGAGUCACGCCAGCCACUCUCAGGAAUUUCGUCGGCCAAAUGACGAACCUCAACUACCUUAAUCUGACUUCCUGCCGGAAUCUUCCCAGAGGCGUGAAGAGGAGCUACCAGGGUCAAGACGAUAUCCGCGGGCUGCUGGGAAAGCUGGAGUAGAGAGCAAAGUUUACAAACGGUUCCACUGUCUCAAUGUUCCCAAAAUCUGAGAAAACUGUCUCAAAUCAUGUUCUGUUAAAAAAUACAAGUUUUUUCUAGUUCUUACUUGAUUU
Molecule: messenger RNA, 1854 nt
Organism: Synchiropus splendidus (mandarinfish)
Lineage: Eukaryota; Metazoa; Chordata; Actinopteri; Syngnathiformes; Callionymidae
Gene: fbxl6
Product: F-box and leucine-rich repeat protein 6
Exons: 10
Coding region: 173-1741 (522 amino acids)
Biological process (GO): SCF-dependent proteasomal ubiquitin-dependent protein catabolic process
Cellular component (GO): SCF ubiquitin ligase complex
Molecular function (GO): protein binding
Source: RefSeq, a predicted model, not a curated record